Molecule: messenger RNA, 933 nt
Organism: Penicillium expansum
Lineage: Eukaryota; Fungi; Ascomycota; Eurotiomycetes; Eurotiales; Aspergillaceae
Exons: 2
Coding region: 1-933 (310 amino acids)
Source: RefSeq, a predicted model, not a curated record
AUGCACAUCACUCGGUCUUCCAUUUUCACACUAGCCCUCAUUUUGGGCGUUACUCAAUCAACUACAUCCCAUCCAAUCCGAAUCAGCAAAUGGGUCAAGACAGAACAAUACCCAGAUCCAGAUGCUGGUGGAAUAUGGAAAGUCUUUGAGAAAGAAGGAUAUGAUCUAUUACCAGACCCACCACACGUCAAAUACAACGGGAACACAGCAUGGCCAACCAACCAAAACGACAAUCCAACAGAGCAAGACACACCAAAUGACCACUAUACAACAGGAACCUCCGAGUUGGGGAAACCAACGGUCUCAAUUCUGAUCCCAGCAUCCCCAGAAAUACCCGAGCAAAUACACACGCCCUACAUCCAACAAACAGAACAGAAGCAGGAACACCACUCCUCAGAAGACAAGAAGAGCUCAAUCAAUGCUACUCAGAGGCAAGGCCAGUACAACGAGAUUCUCCAAUACCUACGCACAAAGAACGCCCUAAACAAUGAACACAAACACACCACGCCUGCAUCUUUCUCCCACUCCUCAUUGGGACAUUCACCCUCUUUCUUUGCAUCCCGCUUCUCCUUCACGACUUUAAAAUCAAAAGCCAUGGCGUUCCCACAUUAUGACCCUCCAGGGGUCUUUACCACGGUUAUUAUUCUCCUAAUGGUGGUUUGGAUUGCUAUUCUCACCAUCGGCUUGCUUGAACUGGGAAAUUACCUUUGGAGACGGAGGGAAGGGGCGUUAGCUAGAGAGGGUGCUCAGGAUGGGGAUGUGGGCUUGGAUGAAACAUUGAAGGUGCCAUUGAGAAUAGUCAUUGCUCCUCUAGAAAGCACCCAGCCACGCGCCGUGGGAGAACAUGGCUAUGAGUUCCUAGAAUCUGUUUCUAGUGACUUUGAGUCCGAUUCGGGCUCGGAAUCCGAUGAGGAUGAUUAUCGCAUCUUUUGA